UCCGAAACAGAUAUCGCUAGUCUUCCUUCAGAAACAUCUGGAACCAGUGACAGCGCCAACCAUUCAUCACAGGCGCCAACUAGAAGAUCCAAGGUUUGGGAGCAUUUUGAGCCAGGGCUGAUUGAAGUGAAUGGUGUCAUGAAGGCAGUGUGCAAAUAUUGUGGAGCUAAGUUGACUAUAGGCAACAAAUCAGGUACAAACAGCCACCGAAAUCACAUUGCUGAAUAUUGCCCAAAAAUCAGUACCGAAGAUAGAAAAAGGUUUCUUGAUACAGUGAAGAAGCGUUCAUUAGAAGGCCCAUUUACCUUUGAUCCACAAAAGAGUCGUGAACUAAUGAUAGAAUGGUGCAUUAGUGCUGAGGUUCCAUUCAAUAAGUUCGAGGAUCCUAAAUUUGAACCAUGGAUGGAGUCAUUGCAGCCUACUUUAGAAUGCAUAGGGCGUCAAACAAUUCGUAAUGAUUGUGUGUCUAUGUUUCAAAGAAUGAAAGCUGAUUUGCGAACUGAACUUCAAAGCACUAAUUCUCGCAUCUGCUUCACGUCUGAUCUUUGGACAUCAAACCAAAAGUUAGGAUAUAUUUGUUUGACUGCCCACUAUAUUGAUCCUAACUUUGUGUUGAAGAAAAAUAUCAUUGCUUUCAAAGAUGUGAAGUACCCACAUAAUGGUUUAGCAAUUCAGGAAUCAAUUACAACAUGUCUGAUAGAUUAUGGAAUAAAGGAAAAGAUGUUCACUAUCACUCUUGACAAUGCUGGCAAUAACAAAACAGCUUGUGAUCUUUUGCAAGAGAGUGGGAAAGCUGAUUUGUUAUUUGGUGGUCAGCACCUUCUUGUUAGAUGUUGUGCUCACAUACUAAAUCUUCUUGUCCAAGAUGGUAUAAAUGUUGCCAAUAGUGUCAUAGAGACAAUAAGAGAUCUAGUUAGGCAUAUCAAUUCUUCACCAUCACGAAUCCAAGCUUUCAAUGAGAUUACUGAAAGGGAAUGCUUUUCUACAAAGGCUGGCUUAGUGCUUGACGUGCCGCACCGUUGGAAUUCAACGCACGACAUGAUUCUUGAGGCAGUGGAGUAUAAAAUUGUUCUAAAGAGGUAUGCCACUGCACAACAGCAAGCUGUUCCAGAAGAUGAAGAAUGGAGCCAAGCUAAACUUGUGGGUGACUUCCUUGGGGCUUUUGCAGCUGCUACAAAGUCAUUCUCAGCCGAUAGGUAUCCUACGUCUCACCUUUUCUUGGACAAUGUUCUAUGUAUCCACGACGCUUUAAGAGGUCAACAGUGGCAAGAGAAUAUGGUAAUAAGAGAUUUGGCUAAGGCGAUGGAUAGAAAAUUUGACAAGUACUCGGAUGGUAAUUAUAACAUGGCCCUUGUUAUAUGCACCGUACUUGAUCCAAGGAAAAAACUUGAUUACCUUGACUUCUUUUAUGAUAAAGUAAGUCGGAGCUAUCAUGACAGUAUACGAAGUGUGGAUUUGGCUAAAGAUUGGUUGACCAAGUACUACAAAAGUUAUGCAGCUGAUCUUAGGAGAGAUGACACAAGUACAGUGUCUCAAUCUGGUCCAUCUAGAAGCUUGUUAGUUUCACCUGGGUUGGUGCUGGGCAAAAGAAGGCUGGAUGAAGAAUUCGCUCAAUUUAGUUCUCAGAGAAGAGGUACUAGUGUUGACAAGUCUGAACUGGAUGCUUAUCUGGAAGAAGCCCUUGUAAGGGGUGAUGAGAAUUUUGAGAUUUUAAGUUGGUGGAAAACAAACUCAAAUAAAUACCCUGUGCUAUCACUUAUGGCAAGAGACUUUCUAGCCAUACCCCUUAGCACCAUUUCUUCAGAAUCCGCAUUCAGUUUAAGUGGUUCAAUUCUUGGUGACAACCAAAGCUUGAUGAUUCCACAAACACUUGAAGCUCUAGUUUGCUGCAAAGAUUGGCUUUAUAAAUACCAGUGAAGAUGCACCAUUGGUAAGCCAAAGACUAAUAUAGCUGGGAGGGAUUGUAGAAGAUCAUCAAGAAGGCAAAGCACUCAGUAGAGUACAGUCGAUCAAGCUGACUGGGGAUGGCCAAAGACUAAUAGAGGAGACGUCUUUUUCACUGGAUUUCUGUGGCUGUACAAGCUCUAAUUUUGCACCAUUACAUGUUCCUGAAACGAUCUAACAGUCGCAUGUGUCAGGCAUGGCUCUGUGUAUCUGAAAUCAUGUUUGACCUUGCGUAUGCUGGGUUUGCUUUUGGAACACUGUCAUUCUGAACCUGAUA
This is a messenger RNA of Panicum virgatum (switchgrass), 2221 nucleotides long. RefSeq names its product zinc finger BED domain-containing protein RICESLEEPER 2-like. The annotation marks the transcript as partial. Gene Ontology annotation, molecular function: DNA binding; protein dimerization activity. Lineage: Eukaryota; Viridiplantae; Streptophyta; Magnoliopsida; Poales; Poaceae. The record is from RefSeq and is a predicted model, not a curated record. The transcript is spliced from 2 exons.